Filobasidium floriforme is the source of this 1236-nucleotide messenger RNA. RefSeq lists its product as uncharacterized. Bases 440 to 1141 code for a protein of 233 amino acids. NCBI's taxonomy places the organism in Eukaryota, Fungi, Basidiomycota, Tremellomycetes, Filobasidiales, Filobasidiaceae. The transcript is spliced from 2 exons. The record is from RefSeq and is a predicted model, not a curated record.
ACAAAGAUUCCUUGCAUGUCGACCGGUUAUACAAAACGAGGACACUCCCGCAAGCCAAAGGGGACCGAUCUAGACAGAUCCUACACGAGGCAUCGUCGAUGCGUCCGAGUUGAACAACGCCCGGUCGCUUCUUCUGCUAAUUCUACGACGACAUGCUCAGGAUCCGAGACAUCCACAGUGAUCUCGAAGAUCACGAGGGAGGUGUGGUCAGACGGAGGGGGCCAAGGAGAGAGACGGAUGGUUGACCCGCCCCGGACGAUGAUAUGCUCAGGGCCCGCAUCGAGCCCGCAUGGAGGUUUGCCUGAAAAGUCCAAGCAACUGUCGUCUAGCGACAGGUAUAUAGGUCGACUCUGCCGACUGCCAUGAGCAACCAGGAAAUUUCGCUUUCUGUUCCCUGCUGUUCGCUACUCGACAUUCACCCACCGCACCCGGUCUCAAUAUGCGGUCCACUACCGUCCUCCUCUUUGUCUCCCUGGCCCGGCUCUGUCAGCUCGGCCCGGUGAUCGCUGCGCCAUAUGCCAUUCAGCCCAUCUUCCAGUCCGACUUCUCGCAAGGCAACAUCGAAGACGACUUUGGCCAUGUCACGACGCUUUACGUUCCCGCAGCCCCUUUGAACUGGGAUGCUACGGAUGUCUCUCAUCUGCUACCCGUCAAAGAUGGUUUCCUUUACUUCACGUUGGACGGUAGUUCCGACCCCGCCGCCAAGCACUCCUACAUUCUGCUUGAAAACACCUACAACCACCCUACCGUCAUUCUCGACCAUUCUGUGUACCCUUCGGUCAGGUCAUGCCAAGACAACGAAUUGGUGAUCGAGUUCUCCAGUCCCGCCGCUUUCAAAGUCGCGGCGGAAUCGUGGUCUCGAGGUUCGACGCUGGUCACCCACUCGGCCGGCUGUGCCGCCACGAACCAGGCGACCAAACACUCGUACUGGUCCGUUGUGCCCACCAAACCCGACGCAAGAUCUCGAUCCGUCAAGAUGCAAGUCCGAAGCAUCGAUGUGGACCAGGCGAUCGAAGCGACGGACGUCAGUUGGGGUUCCUAUUCCCCCGUCUCACAGGGUCAUCUUCAGCAGAGAACGAUGGGUAGCGACAAUGCCACCGUCUCUGGGGUUCUGAUAGAUGACUUGGAUCCGCUCAGGUGACGCGAGUGGUCGGAUCCGUCGAUCGCUCGGUCGAAUCCGUCGAGAUAUGGGAACGAUGCAGAAAAGGAUCGAGUCACGCUGGCUGCCCCUUGCUG